Molecule: messenger RNA, 1981 nt
Organism: Onychomys torridus (southern grasshopper mouse)
Lineage: Eukaryota; Metazoa; Chordata; Mammalia; Rodentia; Cricetidae
Gene: Hoxa7
Product: homeobox A7
Exons: 2
Coding region: 1196-1888 (230 amino acids)
Biological process (GO): anterior/posterior pattern specification; regulation of transcription by RNA polymerase II
Cellular component (GO): nucleus
Molecular function (GO): DNA-binding transcription factor activity, RNA polymerase II-specific; RNA polymerase II cis-regulatory region sequence-specific DNA binding
Source: RefSeq, a predicted model, not a curated record
AGUGCCUAGGAAGGCGAAGCUGCGAGAUCUGGGUGGCCCUUUAGAGGGUUCCCUAUUUGCUUCUAUAGUCUCCAAAAAACCUGGGGUUCCACGGUGGGUUACAGCCCCAGUCCCUGAGACCCCCCCUCUUUUCACUCUAAUGUAGCUCUAAAAGUCUACUGUUCCCGGCCCGCAAGGCGGAGGUGCAGAGGUAGCUUGGCUGGGAGCUGCCAGAAACCUCCCAGUAUGAAGGUUGCAUUUAGAAAAUUGUGGACCCGCGCUUCCAAGCUGCGGGAGGAUGACCCAGUUUCCCCGUGAUCCAGGGGUAACACCAAGGGGUGUGGGAAGGACAAAGGGGGUGUUGGGCCACCUAUUGGGUUGCUGCAGGCCAGCCAGGUGCCCAGGAGCGAAUGCAGAGAGACUGCAGGGCGGCGUGUCCGGGAGGAGGAAAGGGAAUCCCAUGUUAAUAAAUCUGUUGGCAAAUGAGGCUCAUUAAUAGAUAAAUAUUUCACUACUUCCUUGAGGGCGGAUAAACAGUGCUCCGCUGAGCCGAUUAAAGAAAGGAAGCUGGGAGACAUUGACUUUAUUCGAACCACAUGGUUCCAGUUUGGGGCAGCAUUCGCGCUGCUCAGCUAGAGCAGACGCCGCGCCUGCGGGGUUUGCACUGGAGCAUCAAAUCUGGCCUUAAACGUUCCCCUGCUUAGAGGGGGAGAGAGGGGCAAAGAGUGGCUCUUUCUCUCGAGACCAUCUAUGGGCCGACAGGUUGCAGAGCCCCCGCAGGGGCUUGAGUCUGCAGAGAGGACACGGACAGGGGGAAUCUACACACUGGAUCUGGGGUUCAGGAAUAGGUAUGAGGUUGUGUGUUUGGGGGAGGGGGGCGAACCCUGCCGGACGUCCGCAGGCUCGGGCACCAGGAUGGGGCUCUGACUGCGUCGGGCGCCCGGGGGCCGGCGGGGUGCAGGCCGCUGCGUGGGCCGCGUCUUUGAGCCUCUUCCCGGUCCAGUCUAGGCGGCCGCCGGCCCGUGGCGCGAGACCACCUGUGAGGGCUGCUGAGAUUGGCGGAGGCGGUCAUGUGGGCGGUCACGUGCCGCGGCGAGCUCCGUCCAAAAGAAAAUGGGGUUUGGUGUAAAUCUGGGGGUGUAAUGUUAUCAUAUAUCACGCUACCUCGUAAAACCGACACUGAAAGCUGCCGGACAACAAAUCACAGGUCAAAAUUAUGAGUUCUUCGUAUUAUGUGAACGCGCUUUUUAGCAAAUAUACGGCGGGGGCUUCUCUCUUCCAAAAUGCCGAGCCGACUUCUUGCUCCUUUGCACCCAACUCGCAGAGAAGCGGCUACGGGCCGGGCGCCGGCGCCUUCGCCUCCACCGUGCCGGGCUUAUACAAUGUCAACAGCCCCCUCUAUCAGAGCCCCUUCGCGUCGGGCUACGGCCUGGGCGCCGACGCCUACAACCUGCCCUGCGCCUCCUACGACCAAAACAUCCCCGGGCUCUGCAGUGACCUCGCCAAAGGCGCCUGCGACAAGGCGGACGAGGGCGUGCUGCACGGCCCGGCCGAGGCCAGUUUCCGCAUCUACCCCUGGAUGCGCAGCUCAGGACCCGAUAGGAAGCGGGGACGUCAGACCUACACGCGCUACCAGACGCUGGAGCUGGAGAAGGAAUUCCACUUCAACCGCUACCUGACGCGGCGCCGCCGCAUCGAGAUCGCCCACGCGCUCUGCCUCACCGAGCGCCAGAUCAAGAUCUGGUUCCAGAAUCGGCGCAUGAAGUGGAAGAAAGAACAUAAAGAUGAGAGCCAGGCUCCUACUGCGGCCCCCGAAGACGCCGUGCCCUCUGUCUCCACGGCAGCUGCUGACAAGGCCGAGGAGGAGGACGAGGAGGAAGAGGAGGAGGAAGAGGAAGAAGAGGAAUAAAGGGCCAGGCACAGGGCCCUGGCUGCACAGGACAGUCGGAAAAGCGUCUUUAAGAGACUCACUGAUUUUAGUUACAAAAAUUGAGGGAAUAAA